UCCCUUCAAUUGUUCAACCACACCAAAGCGAAACACUCUCCGAUCUCACAGGCACCACCAAGACGAUGUCGUUGAAAUCAGUGUUCGACGCCACAGAAAUCAGAACGGAAUUCGAAAAGGCCGGCAUAAACCCUAGCUUCAUCCCCGUCAUAUGGAAGCACGUGAUCUCCUCCAACGCCAGCACCGCCAUCGAAUGGGACCAAAUCCCAUCCCUACCCACCGCCGCCUACCCUCUCCUCCACGCCAAAUUCAAACCCCUCACCUCCUCUCUUCACUCCAUACUCCACUCCUCCGACCUCGUCACCUCCAAGCUCCUCAUCAAGCUCCAGAGUGGGUCGCUUGUGGAGGCCGUGAUCAUGAAGUACGAUACGCGUUUGGGGAAGUAUAACGGCAAGCCCCGCUCGGGCGGGCUCAGGUCGACCCUGUGCGUUUCGUCCCAGGUGGGUUGCAAAAUGGGCUGCAAGUUCUGCGCCACGGGGUCCAUGGGUUACAAGGCCAAUCUUUCCUCCGGAGAGAUCGUCGAGCAGUUGGUUCUCGCUUCUCGUGUCUCGCCUAUACGCAAUGUCGUUUUCAUGGGAAUGGGGGAACCGUUGAAUAACUAUACGGCGUUGGUAGAAGCAAUUCGUGUGAUGACAGGACGGCCGUUUCAGUUGUCGCCGAAGAGAAUUACGGUCUCUACGGUUGGGAUCAUUCAUGCUAUCAACAAGCUUCAUAAUGAUCUGCCGGGUUUGAACUUGGCAGUUUCACUGCACGCACCGGUUCAAGAUAUCCGUUGUCAGAUAAUGCCUGCAGCCCGGGCUUUUCCUUUGGAAAAGCUUAUGAAUACGCUGCAAGAAUAUCAAAAGAACAGUCAGCAAAACAUUUUGAUCGAGUACAUUAUGCUUGAUGGGGUGAAUGACGAAGAGCAGCAUGCCCACCAGCUUGGCAAGUUGCUAGAGACAUUUCAAGUGGUUGUGAACUUAAUACCGUUCAAUCCAAUUGGUACUUUGAGUCAAUUCAAAACUAGUUGCGACCAGAGGGUAUCAACAUUUCAGAAAAUUCUUAGGGGUACCUAUAACAUCCGGACAACAGUCCGUAAGCAAAUGGGUCAGGAUAUAAGUGGUGCAUGUGGUCAGUUGGUGGUUAACCAACCCGAUAAGAGGUCUAUUGAGAAUUCAGGUCUCUUAACUGACAUAGAAGAUCUUCAUCUUUGAUGUAGCCAUAAUCAUUUCAGGCUUCGAAGGACGAUCAUCUUUGCCAAGCAUGGUUUAAAUGCUGUUGGUGAUUCUAUGUCAUUUGCAGACAGGCUCGGUGGUUCAGAAAUUCAAGAUGGUUCGUGAAUUAACUUUGACGUUGAAGGGUUUCCUGUCAACUUCUGGUAGGGCGGCGUGACCGAACUCAUCUUUACUAGCAUUUUGAUUCACAAGAAUUCUGUUAUUUGCCGGCUCUAGUAAAUUUUGUCUGCGUAUAGUAGAUUCUAAGAGCUUUUAAUAUUAGAGAGAGAGAGACAAAAAUAUGAGAAGAAAAAUGACAGAAGUGUUACUGCGGCUGAGUAAAUCAGUUUCCAUGGAAAACAAAAUGGGGAAAAUUAUGUGGUUAUGCAUGAUUCUGUUUGUAU
This is a messenger RNA of Corylus avellana, 1597 nucleotides long. RefSeq names its product Radical SAM superfamily protein. The record is from RefSeq and is a predicted model, not a curated record. Gene Ontology annotation, molecular function: iron-sulfur cluster binding; RNA methyltransferase activity. Gene Ontology annotation, biological process: rRNA base methylation; tRNA methylation. NCBI's taxonomy places the organism in Eukaryota, Viridiplantae, Streptophyta, Magnoliopsida, Fagales, Betulaceae.